This is a messenger RNA of Symbiodinium pilosum, 735 nucleotides long. The record is from the annotation of a GenBank genome assembly. Lineage: Eukaryota; Dinophyceae; Suessiales; Symbiodiniaceae.
AUGUCUCCUGAUUGCCGUAUGCUGCGUGCGGCCUUCGAACGAGGUCAGUGUACUGAGAUCGCGAAUGUCGGCCUGGCAUGCAUUGGAAGCCUUGCCGAGGCUGCCCAGCGGCUGGAGACAGUGGGCACCUGGGCUAUUGCAGGUCCUUCCAAUAUCCAGCGCAAACUUCAGUGGCAGUGGAGGUCCGAGUUCGGAGUGACCCGUGAGGAGGGCUUAAAGGCCCUCCUAUGGCAACAGCAAGACUUCGUGGGAGACGACCAGGAGCUGAACAUGGCAGAGAUUGGGGUCUGGUAUGGUGACGUGUCAGCCUACCUUCUGUCCGAAUUUCCAAACCUCCGCAUGCUACUUGUCGACCCUUACCACUUGCGCGUGGAAGGUGCUGCGGAAGAUCAGCCGCAAGGCCUGCCUGUGGAGGCACUGGACAUCGGCACGCAGCGCACGCAGCCAUUCCGGAACCGAGCAACCCAUCUCUUGCAGCACUCGGUCGAGGCCGCAAGCUGGGUGUCCAGGAGCUCCAUGGACCUUGUUUAUGUGGAUGGCGACCAUAGCUAUGAAGGCGCGGCCUCGGACCUGGCUGCCUGGUGGCCCAUCCUGCGAGUUGGUGGGGCCAUGGUGGGCCAUGACUACACUAUCACCUGGCCCGGGGUCGUGCGAGCGGUCAAUGAAUUUGCAGAUGCACAUGGCUUGGACGUGAAUUUCUCGACAGAGCUCUGGUGGUUCCUGAAGCCGCACUGA